AUGACAUCCUGCAAGAAUGGAAACAAGCCGAUGAAGGAGCUGGUGGGUCUCAUAAGAGAGGGAGUCGAGAGAAUCGAUGAGAAGUACGUGGACAACUUUUACAACAGUGAUGAAGACAGGUACAUGGCCAAGCUUGAGCGCCAUAAGGUAGUGGGAGGGAUUAGUGGAGGAUGUGGUGGGCAAGUUUUGACUUGCUCAAGCUGGAUUGGGUUCGGUUCAAACAACUUUGACUUCGGUUGGGGGAAGCCGGUCUGGGCCGGUUUAUUUGGAGACCCUAGCGGAAAUCAUCCUUGUAUCAACAACUGCAUUGUUUUCAAGGAAGUAGCUCCAAGAGGGCGUGGGAACUCGAAAGCCAUAGAGGCAUGGAUAAGGUUAGAUGAAGAUGUCAUGGCUUUUCUUGAACAUGAUCCUCACUUCUUUCAAUAUGCUUCCCCAAAUCCACCCAUCAUCCUCAACUAA
This is a messenger RNA of Linum tenue, 459 nucleotides long. The record is from the annotation of a GenBank genome assembly. NCBI's taxonomy places the organism in Eukaryota, Viridiplantae, Streptophyta, Magnoliopsida, Malpighiales, Linaceae.